Molecule: messenger RNA, 1533 nt
Organism: Pelagomonas calceolata
Lineage: Eukaryota; Pelagophyceae; Pelagomonadales; Pelagomonadaceae
Source: the annotation of a GenBank genome assembly
CACUUGCGCAACAAGGCCGCUGAGUGCGCAUCGCUGCAAGCGCACAUCUAAAACAUGCAUUAUUGCUGCAAUUAAGCCAGCGCAAGCAAAAGAAAGCGCGUAGCGGCACCCUGGCCACAAAAAAAAUGCCGCCACCAGCUUUGCGCACAACAAUCGCCAUAGCCCUCGCCCUGGUGACCAUCAUCCAGCUCUGGCAGCAGCACGCCCACGUGGAGCAGCGCCACCGGCACCAGUUCUCGCGCGACCGGCCCAGGACGCAACCAAAGCCGGCGGCACAGGACGCGGCGCCGGCGGCGACGUUGGAGCUCGUGUGCGCCGGGUCCGGCGACCGCGGCCGGUCGCUCUACUGCCAGGCGGGCGGCGAGGCGCGCUGUGGUGCCGACGCGACGGUACCCCUUCAUUUGCGGGCCUGGGAGCGCGACGACGGCCGCCUGACGAUCGACGGUGGUGAUGGCGAGCGCAAGCGCCUCGCGGUCCGAGACGACGGCCGCGUGGUUUGCGUUGAUGUCAACGGUGGUGAAGACCGGUGGAAGUUCUUGCGACGUGGUGGUCAUAGGGCGGGCCUCGUGCACGAGACGCAGGGCCGCGUCCGAGUUUUUGACGAUUUGGACUUCGAGGGCCAGCAAGGUGUAUUAAUAGCGAGGAAGCGCCACAAGCCGCGCGCGCCGUUCCAACCCAAAAGGCUUGAUGCGGCGCACGUCGCGCGGAGUCGAGCCGAGGCGUCGGUCGCGGCGGCGGAGGAGGCGAGGCAAGAUAAUGAGCAGCGGCUCGAGCUGAAGCGCCGAUUCGCUCCGACGAAGGAACGCCGCGUCAUCGCCAUGGCGCUGUACGGAGAUGAUCCGAAGUACGUCGAGGGCUGCAUCGAGAACGCUAAAUUGGUCGAGGCCUACUUCCCGACGUGGCGGUUGAGGGUGUAUGCCGAUUCUUCAAGUGUCCCUUCAGAAAAGUUAAGGGAGCUCGAGGCGCUCAAGGCGGAAAUCCACUUAGACGACUGGAGCGCGGAAGGUGCAAGCCACGGCAUGUUCCGGCGCUUCUUCGUGGCCGACGACGUGACUGUGGAUCGAUUUAUCAUUAGAGAUUCGGACUCGCGAUUGAACGCGCGGGACGCCUUCGCGGUCGCGGACUGGGUCGAGUCUGCGUAUGAGGUGCACACGGUCCGGGACCACCCGAACCACCAGCGCCUCCUGAACGGCGGCAUGUGGGGCGCGACGCGACGUUCUCAGAUCCAUGGAAAGGUGGAGAUGCUGGCGCGCCAGUACUUCGACCAUGACGCCUACGGCGCGGACCUGGACUUUCUUGCUGCUGAUAUUGCGCCGCUCGUCGAGCAGGAGGUCCUGGCGCACGACAGCUACUCGUGCGAGCUCUUCGCGGGGUCGCGGCCCUUCCCGACGCGGCGGCCCGCAGACUUCCAGCACGUCGGCCAGGUCUUCGACGCGGCCGGGCGGACGCGGGGCGACGAUAUCGACUCGUUCACGCGCGGCGUCGCCGUGCCGCCGGCGUGUCGCGCGAAUCCGGACUGGACGUAUGGGUGAG